Messenger RNA from Nymphalis io (European peacock), 2130 nucleotides. RefSeq names its product UPF0669 protein C6orf120 homolog. Bases 62 to 640 code for a protein of 192 amino acids. Lineage: Eukaryota; Metazoa; Arthropoda; Insecta; Lepidoptera; Nymphalidae. The transcript is spliced from 4 exons. The record is from RefSeq and is a predicted model, not a curated record.
UUGAAGUUUACUACUAGUAAACUAGGGAUUAAUAUAGAAAUCCUAAUUUAAUUAAAAAGCGAUGAGAAGGGAAUUUAUAUUAGUGUUGCUAGGUAUUAUCAGUAUUUCUACGUUAUCAUCACUUUUGUCGGGAUAUGUGCAAAUUGAACCAGAUAAAAUUCUACUAGACACUGUGGUUGGUAUCGUUGGUGCUGGAAAUUUUUCUUAUUGGCAGCUGGGUCACACAGGGCCUUUAUUAAUAGAAUUAACGUCUCUCACUGGUGACGCAGACCUUUACGUAUCGGAUACCGUCAGGCCGAGUUAUGAAGUGGAUAAGAAUAAUUUCAGCUCAGCGACAUGUGGACCUGAAUUGGUUAAUAUACCAUUUGAAUUUCCACGGCCCAUUGGAAUAGGAGUAUUCGGUGCCUGGUCACAUACAAUAUCGGAGUACAGUAUCCAUGUGUUUCUUGACACAUCUGCUGUGCUCAGCGAAGAGCAGCUGCUGGCCAUAGAGCGCUUCCACAUCAACCCUGAAAGAACUGAUAAUACCAACCAGAGGAACAAAGAUAAAAUAGUUACCAAGAAGACGGACGAUGAGAAACCAAGAUUUUUAAAACUAUUAAACAUUCUAGAUAUGGUGUUCGAAAUGUUUGUUUUAUAAAUCGUAUGGCAAUUCAAAUCAAAUAUUCACAACUUGCUUUACUACGUUGCGUGUAAUAUUCGCACGGUCACUAUAUAUACCGAUUCUUUAUGUGGGGUUAUGAGCAGGGGAUUUCCCUAUAGGCCUAGAAUGCCCGGCAUAAUUUGUGGGGGCGGUGCAAAACUUGAUAGUUAAGCGAAUCGCGCAUUUCUUGAAUUACAUUAACGUUUUAAUACUUAUUUUAAGCCGAGAUGGCCCAGUGGUAAGAACAUGUGAAUCUUAACCGAUGAUCGUGGGUUCAAACCCGGGCAAGCACCACUGAAUUUUCAUGUGCUUAAUUUGUGAUUAUAAUUCAUCUCGUGCUUUACGGUGAAGGAAAACAUCGUGAGGAAACCUGCAUGUGUCUAAUUUCACUGAAAUUCUGCCACAUGUGUAUUCCACCAACCCGCAUUGGAGCAGCGUGGUGGAAUAAGCUCCAAACCUUCUCCUCAAAAAGAGGAGAGGAGGCCUUUAGCCCAGCAGUGGGACAUUCACAGGCUGUUACGGUUACGGUUUAAUACUUAGAAAUGUGUCCAUGACUAGUUAAUCGUCCCGGCUUCGGGUAGAUAAGAAGAAAAAUGUAUUUUAUAUAGGGUAUGCGUAACAUCCGUUCUUAGAGAGCGUUUACGUCGGGGAAGGAGUAACUGUGACAAAUUUUAAGUCAAUCGUGCGGACAGUUUAGGAGAUCUCGUGAUGAGUGGUGUUUCGCAUAUAUAGAUUUAAAUUUUGUUGUGUGGGCGUGUGGUAGUAACCUUCUAUAAAGCUUGGGCAGCCCAGGUAUUGAAUCUAAUACCUGGUCAUCUGAUACGAAACUCAUGAAUAUUUUUGUAUUUAACUGCUUUUACAUUGCUCGUACAAUUACUACCAUCGGUAAAAAGUAGUAGUAAAAUCAUGCUACCCCCCAUUUUAAAAUAGUUGAAAUAACUCCCAAUAAAUAUUAUACGUACUUCCAAUCAUUUAAAUGAACAAUUUUAUUACAUAGAAUAAAUAACAAGAUGUAUAAAAUAUUACCUUUUAAAGUAUUUAAAAAAGACUCCGCGAAUCACGACUUUCGACGCUUCUUCCCCAGGAAAAAAUCAAAAUUAAAUAACCGAUAGAAUAGCGUGAUAUAGACGCUGAGCGCUUUGUGAAACAAGUUCUAUUCCUUCAAUCAUGAAUUUGGUGUUCCAUGCUCCCGUUGUGUAACCACGUUUGGCGCUGCGCAGUUCUUAUUUGGUUACUCGAAAAUCGAUGCUGGUUUUGAGCUCCCUAGAAGCCAAAAUUCAGAGGAUCCUGCAGACAUUGAUGGCAUCUGCUACACGACUAUGUAGUCAUAAUAAUAAUAAUAAUAAUAUCCUGGGACAUUAUUCACACACGGCCAUCUGAUCCCAAACUAACCAGAGCUUGAACUAUGGAAACCAGACAACUGAUAUACUACAUAUUCUACUUUUCUUUUGUAAAUAUAUAUAUAUAUAUAUAUAUCUAUAUAUAUA